AUUGGAACGACUGGCAGGGAAAUAGUAAACUAAGCAGCUGGAAAAAUAUCAAUACAUAUUACGCACCUCAGUUAUAAAUUGAGGCUCCUAACUAUCUAUCACUUCCCCAAGAUGUCUGAUGAGGAAAUGGAAUUUAGUGAUGAUGACUAUGAUGACUACUAUGGAGGGGAAUAUGAUGGUGAUGUUGACCAUGUAGACCCACAGAAGAAUGAUCCAGAGUAUUUUCAUGUUGCAUGUCUCACUGACACCGAGGUGGAAAGACUUUUAAAUGAAUCAGUGGAGCAACUUUCAAAUAGUAUACAGGUGACUCCUUCUUUGGCAAAGUUGCUGCUCCACAUGUACAACUGGAACCAGAUUGAGAUUGUUGCAGGGUAUCGCCAAGACUGUCACAAAAUGCUCACAUCUGUGCAUAUAAAACCAGCUACGCCACCUCAGCAGAUGACCAACAAUCAACAGGGAGAAAGUGAAGCUACUUGUCCUGUUUGCCUUGCUCCAAUGUCUCCAGAUUAUGCCAGCCAUCUCACCUGUGGUCACACAUUCUGCAAGGAUUGUUGGAGCAUGCAUUUUGAAGUUCAAAUUAAGCAGGGAAUGUCCACAGGAAUCGAAUGUAUGGGCAACAGCUGUCAGGUGCUGGCCCCUGAAGACUUUGUAGUGCCAUUGUUGAAACGUCCGCGACUGAAAGAAAAGUACCAGCAGUAUGCCUUUUCUGAUUAUGUUAGAAGCCAUCCUCAAUUACGAUUUUGCCCAGGUCCUAACUGUAAUAUUGUUAUACAAGCUAAAGAAUGUAGAGCAAAAAGAGUAACCUGUACAGCCUGCAAAUCUCAGUUUUGUUACAAAUGUGGUGGUGACUACCAUGCCCCAACUGACUGUGAAACCAUCAGGUGUUGGCUGACUAAAUGUGCUGAUGACAGUGAGACGGCCAACUACAUCAGUGCACACACCAAAGAUUGUCCGAAGUGCCACAUCUGUAUUGAGAAGAAUGGUGGCUGCAAUCACAUGCAGUGCUUUAAUUGCAAGCAUGACUUUUGUUGGAUGUGUCUGGGCUGUUGGAAAACGCAUGGCUCAGAAUACUAUGAAUGUUCACGCUACAAGGAAAAUCCCAAUAUAGCUCAUGAAUCUGCCCAUGCACAAGCCAGAGAAGCUCUCAAAAAGUAUCUACAUUACUAUGAGCGGUGGGAGAAUCAUAGCAAGUCUCUAAAACUUGAAGAAGAGACUUUAGCCAAGAUUCGGGAGAGGAUCCAGAACAAAGUGAUGGCAGGCACUGGCACCUGGAUUGAUUGGCAGUAUCUUCUUGAUGCUGCAGCUCUCCUUGCACGAUGCCGUUACACCCUCCAGAACACUUAUCCAUUUGCGUACUACCUCGAAUCUGGACCUAGAAAAGAUUUGUUUGAGUAUCAGCAAGCACAGCUAGAAGCAGAGAUUGAAAAUCUCUCAUGGAAAAUUGAGCGUGCUGAGAUGACAGACAGAGGCGACUUGGAAAACCAAAUGGAUAUUGUAGAGAAGCGAAGAACCACCCUUUUGACAGACUUCCUACAAGUAUGAUGGGGGCUGUGAACAUAGCUCACCUGUCCUGGCUCCCAGUAGCAGAAAUAUACUUCCAUACCAGAGAAUGCACUCAGUGAGCGCAUAUUGCAAAUUUUAAUUGGUGUUAUCUUAUUCCAUAAGUGCACUAAUUGAGAAAAUGUUUACUGUGACUUAAAAUAACUGCAUCUCAUUAGACAUUUAAUUUUUAUUUUGGAGCUUUAUUCCGAUUGAAUGUUUCUGUUAGGUCUGGCUGGCAUUAAUAUUUGUAACUACAGUAUAUAUAUAAAAGUUUGUUUUAGGUAAAGCACUUGUCAACAGAAUAUAAAUGCCAAGUAUAGUACAGUACCUUUCAUUUUUCUUGUUAACUGCAAUCAGUUUUUUUUUGUUUUUCGUUAUUUUUACGACUAUCUUUUCAUUAAGCUACUUUGAAAGGUGCCGUUCCAGAAUUGGGGCCUUAUCAUUACAUUGCAGCUCCAGAAUGGUUAGUCAGUUUGGGAGAGUUACACAUUUCAUCCAGGUUUUAAGGGCAGUUAUUUAUAUAUUGUUAUCAAUUACGUAGUUAUGUAUGUAUUAAUACAAGCAGGUUGUGGACUUUUAUGCAACUGUAACUGGAUCACCGUGUGUGUGUGUGUAUAUAUAUAUAUACAUAUAUAUAUAUA
Messenger RNA from Homarus americanus (American lobster), 2183 nucleotides. RefSeq names its product potential E3 ubiquitin-protein ligase ariadne-2-like (gene ari-2). Gene Ontology annotation, molecular function: ubiquitin conjugating enzyme binding; zinc ion binding; ubiquitin protein ligase activity. Gene Ontology annotation, cellular component: ubiquitin ligase complex; cytoplasm. Gene Ontology annotation, biological process: protein polyubiquitination; ubiquitin-dependent protein catabolic process; positive regulation of proteasomal ubiquitin-dependent protein catabolic process. Lineage: Eukaryota; Metazoa; Arthropoda; Malacostraca; Decapoda; Nephropidae. The record is from RefSeq and is a predicted model, not a curated record. The transcript is spliced from 8 exons. The coding region runs from base 112 to 1542 and encodes 476 amino acids.